Messenger RNA from Spirodela intermedia, 1376 nucleotides. NCBI's taxonomy places the organism in Eukaryota, Viridiplantae, Streptophyta, Magnoliopsida, Alismatales, Araceae. The record is from the annotation of a GenBank genome assembly.
AUGGAGGUUGACGAAGGCGUACCACUGGUUGUGGAGGCCCCGGCUAAGAAAUCACCUUUCAGAAGUGUUUGCGUAUUCUGCGGGAGUAGCACCGGGAAGAAGCAGAGCUACCAGGAUGCCGCCGUCGAGCUUGGCGCGGAGCUGGUAAGCAAUGGGCGGAAAACCACUCGUCCGUAGUUCGCCGAUUGCAGCUUCUUUCGUCUCAAUUCGAUCAUCGUUCCUAUUCUUCUUCCUCCUCUAAUGCGGAUGCCUAGCCGCGCAAUGAAGACUGGCCGCCUUUGAAACAGUCUUACAUAGGAUUCUUUUGCGGCAUCCACAGGUGGCGAGGAAAGUAGAUCUGGUAUACGGAGGAGGUAGCGUUGGGUUGAUGGGUCUCGUCUCCCAGGCCGUCCACAAGGGCGGCGGCCACGUCCUCGGGUAGGCCUCUAAUUCCUCCGAGAACCUUCUCCCUCCGCCGCUUCGUCCAUUGUACACGGCUCUUGCUCCGAGCUUUAGAUCUCUCGCUGACUGCUUGACUCGUUUCCUCCCCUCUGCUCAGGAUCAUUCCCCGGACCUUGAUGCGCAAGGAGGUGCCCAAGUUUUCCUGUUGGGACUCUGUAUCUCUCUCUCCCUCGCCCAUGCCACUUCCUCAUUCGUCUCGUUGUGCUGUUUCCCUUCUCUCAGGUCACCGGAGAGACGGUGGGGGAGGUGAAAGUAGUCGACGGGAUGCACCAGAGGAAGGCAGAAAUGUCUCGGCAUUCCGACGCGUUCAUCGCACUCCCCGGUCUCUCUCUCAUUCUCUCUCCCUUCUCCCCAUUCCCUUUUAGGAUUUUCGCGAUUGGCACCUCAGUCUCAUUCGUGACUGAACAUCAGGUGGCUAUGGGACAUUAGAGGAGCUGCUCGAGGUGAUCUCCUGGGCUCAGCUGGGCAUCCACAGAAAGCCAGUGAGUUAGAUCGGAGCGCUCCUUCCUUUCCCGAGCUUUUCCCAUACAAUCGGCACCUCCUCAGACCUGACGGUCCUUCAGAUUUUCGUCUCAAGCCUCUCUUUUUAAGGUUAAAUUCCGUUCUUCAGGUGGGCUUGAUGAACGUCGAUGGCUACUACGACGCGCUGCUGGCGUUAAUCGACAGCGCCGUUGGCGAGGGCUUCAUCGACCCCUCGCAGCGCCACAUUUUCAUCUCCGCCCCCACAGCCAAGGAGCUCGUCCAGAAGCUGGAGGUCCCCCCGGUCUCCGAGCUCACGCAUUUCGCGCCACCGCUGUCUUCGAUCCAUUCCUGGGUUUUUACAGCCUCAGUUUCGACAGGAAUACGUGCCGGCUGGGGACGGGGCGGUGGUCAAGCUGCGCUGGGAGAUGGAGCAGGUCGGUUACACGUCGAUGGUAGCUGAAAUCGCCCGAUAG